AUGACUGUGCUUGCCGGCCGCCCUUCCUUCGCCUCACAUGAAUAUCUCCCGCAAGUCCUGCAUGUGGCAGACUUGAGACAAGAGAUGGUCAUGGCUACACUGAAUUGUACGAAGCUAAGACAUUUUCACAGUCACACCAGCGCCGUUGCUUGCACGGAUAAGGGGGCCAACCUCCGUCUCACCUUGCUACCUACAAGCUCCAAUAAGUUGGCCAUCAUGUUCAGCAUUGGAACUACUCGAGAAGUCAUGUACCUCAAAGCACUUGAUACCCAGGGACUACACCAUUCCAUGAUUCCAUCCGCCCGGCUAGCUCAAUCGGUAGAGCGUGAGACUCUUAAUCUCAAGGUUGUGGGUUCGACCCCGACGUCGGGCUCAAUUCCCGUCAGCGAUUGA
Molecule: messenger RNA, 393 nt
Organism: Colletotrichum lupini
Lineage: Eukaryota; Fungi; Ascomycota; Sordariomycetes; Glomerellales; Glomerellaceae
Exons: 6
Coding region: 1-393 (130 amino acids)
Source: RefSeq, a predicted model, not a curated record